Cygnus atratus (black swan) is the source of this 6958-nucleotide messenger RNA. It is a transcript of the gene MDM4, whose product is annotated as MDM4 regulator of p53. The coding region runs from base 213 to 1637 and encodes 474 amino acids. Gene Ontology annotation, cellular component: nucleus. NCBI's taxonomy places the organism in Eukaryota, Metazoa, Chordata, Aves, Anseriformes, Anatidae. The transcript has 11 exons. Gene Ontology annotation, molecular function: ubiquitin-protein transferase activity. Gene Ontology annotation, biological process: negative regulation of apoptotic process; regulation of cell cycle; protein ubiquitination. The record is from RefSeq and is a predicted model, not a curated record.
AGGGGCGGGGGCAGGCUCUGCAGUUGCUCCUAGCACAAGGACUUGCAGGAGUAAAGGCACAGGGGGGACGCGGAGCGGAGAAGUUCAAGGUCGGUAAGUUCAGCUGUGGAUCCCACAGAGGGCAGGUACAGCGUAGAGAGGAUCCCCUGGGUCGUUUGUGGAUCGGUGUGGGUGGCAUUGGUCUGUGCCACAAACAGCUAAUCACUGCCACAAUGACAUCUUCAAGCUCUGCCCAGCAUCCAGCAGCUGAGAAUGCCUGCAGAAUCACUCUUGGACAAGCUAACCAGGUGCGACCCAAACUGCCACUUCUGAAGAUUCUGCAGGCUGCAGGUGCCCAAGGAGAAACCUUCACGCUGAAAGAGGUUAUGCAUCACCUAGGACAGUAUAUAAUGGUGAAGCAGCUGUAUGACAAAAGACAGCAACACAUGGUGUAUUGUGGAGGAGAUCAGCUGGGGGAACUGCUGGGAUUGGAGAGCUUCUCUGUAAAAGAUCCAAGCCCAGUCUAUGAAAUGUUGAAACGGAACCUGACUUCUGCUGCAAUGACAGAUGCUGCACAGAAUCUCGCAAAGGAACAGAGCGUCGAUAAGCCAAGCCAAGACCAGCUGAAGUUUAGCCCACAAGAAGGUUCUGACACUGUCAUCAGAGAAGGUGAAAGCAAUACAUCUGCUGUGUCUACCUCAGAGCACAAAUGUGAGAAUUAUGGAGACAAAGACUUAAUAGAAAACCUCUCUAAAAGCAAGAAGCCUAAACUGGACCUAGUGUUUGAGGAAUGGGAUGUAGCUGGUCUUCCAUGGUGGUUUUUAGGCAACCUCAGAAGCAAUUACAAGUCCAGAAGUAAUGGAUCAACAGAUAUUCAGACUAACCAGGACAUAGACACUGCCAUUGUUUCAGAUACUACUGAUGACUUGUGGUUCCUCAAUGAAAGUCCGUCGGAUCAGACCAGUGCUGCAGUCAAAGUGGAAACAGCUGACUGCGAGGAAGUGAAAGAAGGUGACACAAAGGUGACCGAGGAUGCAUGUUUGCAUGACUUUGAGGAUUCUCAGUGCUUAAGCGAUGACACGGACACAGAAGCUGCCUCUGAGGACUGCUGGCAAUGCACCAAAUGCAAGAAAUUUAACUCUCCAGGCAAACGGUACUGUUACCGCUGCUGGGCCUUACGGAAGGACUGGUACUCAGAUUGUCCCAAACUGGCUCAUUCUCUUUCUCUGUCCAACAUUGAUGCUAUGCAAAACAAAAACGAUGAUGAAGGGAUAGAUGUCCCGGACUGCCGAAGGACUAUUUCUGCUCCAGUUGGCCAACCUAAAGACGUGUACGUGGUAGAAAACAAAUUACACGUAGAUCCCUGCAGCUCUAUUGAGUCUUUGGAUUUGGCACGAGAAUGUGAAAGCAGGGAGUCUCUGUUGCAUUUCACUGAACAUAAAAAGGAGGAAGAAAUACAGUCUUUAGAGAGUAUAAAAAAAUUACUGAAUCCUUGCUUCUUAUGCCAUCACAGACCACGGGAUGGGAAUAUUGUCCAUGGAAGGACUGCUCACCUUGUGGCCUGUUUCAAGUGUGCAAAGAUGUUGAAGAAAAAGAGAUCACCUUGUCCAGUGUGCAGGAAAGAGAUUGAGAUGGUGAUCAGAAUCUUUAUGGGAUAGUUGUACCAGUUCAGGCCUUCUCUACAGAAAGGUAGCACACAGAUUUUCUUGCACUCUACACAAACCCUAACUUCAGAGCUCAUCAGGCAAACACCAAAGAGAAUUAAGAUUCCAAACUGACCGCGAACACCAAGGAACCAAUCCUCCGCAUCAAAUGAAGUAGCAUCCAUUUUUUUGUCUGUUUAAAUGAAAACCUGUAGGGAGCAGGCCGUAACCAGCAUGUCGGUAUCAAUGCCCUAGCUUUGAAAUUGUCUAAAUCAUUUACUAUGAUUCUCUGUUCUGACAACUGGUCCUUGCAGAAAGCAAGUUUUGGAGAGAGUUAUGAUUUUGGCUGUUGGAGUGUUCUCCAGUAAGUCAAACCCUGUGCAAUGUUUUUUAAGGGAGGAGUCUGGAGCUGAGAAAUAAUCUAUGCAGAGUGGGUGGGGUGGGAAGGAUGGGAGGGAAGGGUAGGUGAAGAGGGUUGUAAUUUAGAGAAGCCAUUUCUCCAAGGAUCAGUUCUCUUGAAGGCGAUGAAAAGUGAAUAUCCAUGUAUCUGAUAAGAUGUUUUUUGUGUUUGUUUUAUGUGUGUUUGUUAACUAAGGUCCUUUUGCUUCCAGACUUGAAAUGAGCACUCUCAAAUUCUCAAUCUAUAGCUAUCUCAGGUUACAUACCAGUUGGGAGACAAGUAAGAUGUUAUACUGUGCUGUGUUGUUGGAUUUUUUUUCAUUUGUAUUGAUUCUUGUUUCAUUUCAGUACAGUUCUAUGUCAGCUGUUGUUGCUUUGUUGAAGCCUGUCCAGUGUUAGCUCAGAAUCUGGCGUGCCAGCUGGCUUAAAUUACAACAGCUCUUUAUCACAGCACCAUUGCAACUUCCACAGCUGCAGCUUCCACCAUUGCUGCAUUUCAUCAGGCCAAUCUAGAAGAUGCUUGCUGGUUUAAAUGUGCAUUUUCAAGGCACAAAAUUAAUUUAAAAAAUUUAAAAUUACUUAAAAUUGUAACACCAACUCUGAACCAGGGCCUUUGAGGGGGGGAAAAAAUCCUGCAACGCACUGUCUAUGGACUGUGCUUGGUGUUAAUUUUUUGAAUGCUCUCCAAUGAUUUCCUUUCCCAGUGAUUUAAUGCUUCAGAUCCGUUUCAGCAUUUAUGUUGUUCUCCGAAGUUAUCUAUGGUUAGUCUACUGGUUGUUAAAACUCAGCUAGAACUUCAAAAAGGGUUACACAUUUUUAAGCUAUGAGAUCAUACACUAGAGUGUACUCAGAUCCUCCUCAGCCUACUGGCUUUGUGAGGAUUUAUGCUCAGAGACUAUUCCCCCAAGGAGAGGAGCUGUGUUCUUCACGCGUGUAGAAGGCAGGUGGAUGUAGUCCUAAAUCAGGGGUGAAUUGUAGGAGUGUAAAGCCUUGGGGCUCCCAGAGAAUUUCCUGCAGCCACCUUGGAUGUCCUAAGAUCCCUGGCUACCCGGGCAUCCCUUCUCCAUGCUUCUUCCAGCUUUCCCCUCUGUGGAUUCUGGACAGGCAGAGGAGUCUGCGGAGUCAGUGGGAGAAGACAGCGCUGUGGGAGCAUGCAUUAAGCAUUAUUUCUUUUAGUUUUCUAGGUCAUUAUUUAUUUUAAACAUAAGGUUAGCGAAUGGUCUUGCCAUCCAUUUAGUCUGGAGUUCACGAUUGUGGGCCAGAGAGGUGAGGGAAGACAGUUCUUGACAUGUUCUCCAGGGCUUUUGGAGAGCCUGUAUGAGGUAGCAAUAGUGCCUUCACCUCUCGCUUUCAGUAUACAGGUGUUUGAAUUCAGUACAGUGUGUAGGAUAUAGCCCGUUUUGUCAUCUUCUGUACAAUUCCCUUUCUGAUCUAGGGAGUGUUCCACUCCUGCCCCAAUAUAAGAAAAAAAAAAAACAGGGAAAAAGAAAAAAAGAUAGUGCUUAGACCUUGGUGCUUCUUUUGGCUCUUUCCCCCUCGUUUUCUACACUCUUUUUGCUGGUCCAGCCCUUGCAGGUCAGGUGUGCAAUGAAAGCCCCUGAAACCUGCCUAGCAGAAAGUCCCAGCAAUCUCCCAUGUCAUAGUUGUUUCUGUGCAAAGAUACUGGAGUAGGUGCUAUAUGCAGUCACUGCCUUAUCACUGCCAAAAGUAAGAUCGCUUGUAUAUUUUACGUAGUGUUGUGAUUAUUUCUAUACCAGCUAUUAUUUAGAUUGUUAUUGUUGGCUGUUAUUUACAGUUGUAUUGUAAAAGUCAGGGGAUAACCUUCUGUUUUGCUGCACUAUCUGUACGUACGUGCGAGUGGAUCCAUGUGGAAAAAAUUACUUUUUGCUUCCCUAACUGAAGGGCUCUUAAAUUGCAGGUGAUGCACUUUAAUCAUGCUAAGCUCAGUGGUGUUAUCUCCUCGAAUCACAGAAGGGAGUUCCUGCCAGGUAGUUGCUUCCACUUUCAGGUAGUUGCUUCCCUUUCAGGAGCGUGGGCUCAGGCAGCGUGCAUUGUGGCACUUCUGGAUACUGUGAAUCUCCCCUCACCCCAGUUGCUUUUAAAAACAAAACAUUUUGCUCAAAGCAGUCUUACUGAAUUGUUCAGGUGUGGCUGCGCUGAAAAGCAUGUAAUUUGUUGACCAAAAAGAUGUAAGGAGAGUUUAGGUUUCUGUAAGGGGUUGAAUAUCCUUACCAAAAUCCUACUGAGAUCUGUAUGCAGCUUCCAUUGUUAAAUGAAAAUUGCUGUUGCUGUUGUGAUAAAAUCCAAAUCCGCAGGAUACGUUUUGGGGUAACGACCUUCUUAUCUGUGACUUCUUGUUGAGUAUAACCACGGUGUUUACAACAUGCAUUUGACAAGUUCUUAUUCUUUUGAACUGAAAUAGCAGUCGUAAUAUCUCACAAUGUUACAGUUGAUCUUCCUUUUAUAGAAGAAUAAGCUAUUGCAGCACAAGCACGUUUUGAUGAGAUGUAACUGUCCACCUUGUGGCUAUGCUUUGGGGCGGGGGGGGGGUGGUGAGGGAAAAGGAGGGAGGAAGAACGUUUUAUUGCUUUAGGUAUAAGGCUAAAAAGGUUGUAAUUCAGCAAGAGCUGCUCUUUUUUUUUUCUGACACUUUUGAGGAAGUGCAGGCUUGAGGUAUGAGUUGAAGAACUAGCUCAAAGCACUUGGUCGUAAUAUUUACGCCGCAAUGCCAUGAGAUGUCGGCCCGGCAGUGCUAUUGGUUUCCUUUUCUACAGAUGUGACAGCUAAUGUGGACUGCUAUCAGAACUGCAUUUUGUUGGAGGAGCUGAGCAUCUACCUGAGAUGGGUGUGAACUCAACUUCUCUGACUACAACGUUGCUGUCUCAUCACUCAUGGCAGUUUUUCUCUCUCAGUGAGGUUUUACUAUGAAGUGCAAUACGGCAGAAGUGGUCCUCGGGCGAGCAUUAGCAGGCAUUGCUGCGUGUCUGUUCGAAGCGUGGAGCACAGCUGUCUUUUGACUGUCAGAUUAGGAAGGUCUCUGUUUCACUGCUCCUUUCUCCAGUGACAUUGGUUGCUGUUCCUCAGGAACCUGCUGAAGUCUCCCCAGCGUGAGUGUGCCCAUAGGCUGGGCUUCAUCCACAGAUACCUCUGCGUUUCACUCAGAACUUCUGGCACCGUUUAACCCUAGAACCACCAAACUUCUUACUUGGACCAACGUUGAAACAGCAUGGGAACCAUGAGCCUCACAGCUGUAUACUGCCGCUUAGUACGUUAUAGUGCUCUUUGUUGCAAAACACUGUACGUCAUUUGCCUUCGUUCUGUUUUGGCAGCCAGAGGUACCCACAGCGCAUUCACUGCAUUCGCUCCUGCAGGUCUUUCCAGUUUAAGUGCCUCUUCGCAGUUCCCAGUGACUAUUAUUUGCUGAUGCACCCGGCAUAUCAGCCUUUGCUUCAUCUGUCUGUUCAAAAAUCCGUGUCCAUCCUCUGCUGAGAUGUAUCACAGAGCCAAAUUUAGCCUCACCAAAGCUGCUACGUGAAUUACAGAGCGCCUUUGGAGCAGCCCCCAGAGUGCUUGUUUCUUCUGAAUGCUGGGUGUUUCACUGAAGACUGUUGCAAAUUUUCUGCCUCUGUGUGUAACUUAUUUAUUACGGUGCAUGACUGUGAUGGAACCCGUGGUGCAGCUAGCCAGGGUCCUCCCCAUCAUUCUGCAUCCAGCAGUGAUUGUAUAUGCUACUGAGAGGCUGUCCUUGCAGAAAAGAAGUGGCUGUUGACAAAUGGAAAUGGCCUGGAAACUGAGCUUCAAAACCCACUGGGGUAGCUUGCAGUUGCCUGCUCACUCUUUGCCUGUUCUGAGCUUCAUCUUCCUCUCCUGGAAGAAGAGAAAUGUUCUCAUUAGAGGCCUGCAGUGGAGGCUGACUGUUUCGGAAGACAGAAUGAUUAAGUGGUUGAAGAAAGGAUGCAGAGCCAGGGCACCAGUCUCCGUUCUGGCUUUACUCUUGCCAUGGUGCGUGAGGUGAGGAAGAAACUCCCUGAAUCCUGUGCAUGCUUGCACCUGCAAGUAGUGUUGCGAUUCUUGAAAAGGAGGCACUGCGAGGCUGAUCUUUCAAGGUCAAGAAGGACAUCCACAGGUGAUGUGAGGCUGAUAAACAUUGUGUGCUUGGAACAUCUCCAACAUCUCCAGAAACAGGUUGCCUCCAGGCAGCAGCUUUCCUGCUCUGGAAAUCCCUUGGUUAUCUGUCCAAAGUGGCUGGAAUUUUCCUUGCUGCUUAGAAAAUCAGUGAGACCAUGCCUGUGACCGCCUGGUGUUGUCUGGCCAGCAAAAUCAGAAUGGUCAGCAGCCCCAAGCUGGGUUACACACCUCAGCCACUUGCUUGCACUUGUUUAUGAUGCAUACAGGCAGCUGUUGUGAUUGCAGUUCUGUUUUUCUGUGCUAUUACCCUGGUAAUGUGCAUUUGCUGCCCACACACGCACGGACACCCCAUGCCUGCCACUCUGAGCAGGUGUUGUAGGAAUCCGUAGCUGCUGAACUCUGCAAUUAGCUUCAGUCUCUUAUUCCUAGAAGACAACUGCCUUUGACGGUCAGUCCACGGAGAUACAUAAGGUAUGAACAAACACGUUUUACCUCUGGCAAAGAUAACAAAGACUUCCUCUUCUGGAAGGAAUGCUUUCCUGCCCCGUCUCCCUAGCACCCUUCCCCUGCAGCCUGCUGUUCCCGAGUCUGAAUCUGGAUCUGAACACCCACCCGCACAGCGACCCAAUAACCAGCCUCUGUGUGUUUGCACUAUUUAAAAAAGGCACGUAUCAUGGAACUGAUGACCUGUUUUUGUGUCCACAGCAUAAAUCUAAUUAAAUCGAUCGCAUUCUAUGGCAAUGUAGGUUUAUUUUUUCAUUUGUACUGUGUUUCGGGGAAAACUUUAAGUAAAGGCCUGUUACCAGUUA